UGCAGCCUUUGGGGGCGGGUCGGAGAAGGUCUUUUACUCCUCAGCACCAAAGAGCAGGGCGCUAAUAGCGACACAGCUGAUGAUCGGGGGCGUGGAGAGCAACCCGGGGUGGCCCACACACGAUCCCGAGCCUCGAGCAGCUCGUCCGGACGGCCCCUGAUUCCCAUUCCGACCGCGGACGAGGUUCAGGAGAGCGUCAGGUCAAAGCCAGUCAGCAUCGAGCCAUUUGAUGCGUGGCGAGCAAGCCAAUCGAACCCAAACUGGGUGGCAGAGGUGAUGGACCGUUCUGCAGUGCAACCUGCUCGACCUCAGUGGCAGGACCCGCCGACCGCGCCAAGCGUCAGUAGAGAGGAAACGGGCCCCUCCUCCAGCGGCCCGCAUCCUACUAGCAAUCCCCGUCCCGCUGCUACAGAGCGGACACCUACGGAGACGGGCCCUUCCAGCAGCGACCCGCAUUCUGCCAGCCAGCCUCGCUCCGUUGCUACUGAGGUUGCGCCUACGGAGGUCGCGCGUCGGAAGAGGACGGCCCCGAGCAGGGAAAGCUCUCUGGCGCCGAGCGGUACUAGGAUACGGACCGGGAGCCCGGACGAAGCGGAAGCUGCCGCGACGUCUGAUCAAGAGGGUGCCUCUUUCGACAUCGAAGAGACAUCAGACGAGACCGAGUCCGACGGAGAGCCCACAUCCGAGGAUGACCGGGGCAUCGACGACUCGGCGCUGCCGGACGCUGAAACACGGGAUCUGUACCGGCAGUUGCAAAUGGAGGAAGCGGCAGCUCGGCACGCGGCAGACUCGAAGACUCCGGACGAUGCGCUGGCGCCCAUGCGGACGGAGAUGGAGAGGAGGCGGGCCCGGGAGGAAGCGCCACCGGCCACUGUGUGA
This is a messenger RNA of Klebsormidium nitens, 879 nucleotides long. The record is from the annotation of a GenBank genome assembly. Lineage: Eukaryota; Viridiplantae; Streptophyta; Klebsormidiophyceae; Klebsormidiales; Klebsormidiaceae.